UGAAGAGCCUAAGUUUGAUGAUACAAAAAAGAAAGCUGCUGGAUCACUUACCAGUAUGCUGUUCUGGAGCCAAGACCAAGUAACAUUCCUAUCUGAUGAUCACCCUAGAACUGUAGUGUGUGGUCAGUUCGGCUGUGGGAAAACGCUAAUGGUGCUCGAGAAAUUGAGAAGAUGCUUAAGAAGAGUUGAGAAGAAGAAUGAGGAAAUGUGCGAGGAUAAUGAGGAGGUCUCUGUUGAGAAUUCAAGGGCACUUUUCAUAUCAUGCCUGAGCCCAAGCCUUAAGUACAGUCGCGAUGAAUCGGGCAAAUACAUUGAACCGAUUUUUGAUACAUCAAUUAGAGUUGCCCUUGAUGAGAUGGCCCAGACGGAGGGUUGUGAGAUUCAUUUCGAGAACGCUGAAUCUGUUUGUGAGAAGAUGAAUGUUCGUCUCUCACGGAGCAAUUUCUAUUCCAAGCUUCCAGAGUUUAUAGCUAAAGAGAUGGAGAAAAAGUAUGGAAUCAUAGUGAUUGAUGAAUACGGAGAUCAAGCUCCUACUAAACAAGAAUUGAAAGAUGGUAAAUGGUAUAAAUAUUUGGAUCCGGAGAACCAACGUUUAUUAAACCUGGAUUAUCUCUCUGCGCUACCAUUGGAUUCCCUCGUCAUAGCUCUUCAUCCCCAACUAUUUGAAGUGAACACUUCUAGGCCUAUUGACGGAUUGUUCAAGGAGAAUUCAUUUCAAGUUUGUUCUUUAAACACCCUUUACAGAAACUGUGCAAGCAUAGUGAACUACUAUAAAGAUAUUGGAUUCACUGAUCUUGACUCAUGUAUACCGGUCACAGUAGAGGGUAUUCCUCCUAUUCUUAUACCAGGACAAUUUGAUCAGAAUAUUGUAUAUCAGACAGCUCUUAAGAAGAUAACUAACAAUAAAUUUGAGAACUUAACUAACAACAAGUUUGUUUGUAUUUAUGAAGAGAAAUUCAAGCGUGAGAUUUUCCUUCAGGAAUUAAGUAAGAAAAAUGUUGAUUUGUUUGAGAUUAAAAAUCUGAAUGAAUUUCUUGCUGCUGAGCGAGGUUGUUUGUUAGUUCAGUAUCAACACAUUAGAGGCACAGAAUCAACCUCAGUUCUCUUCUUUGCUGAUGAUGUAUACAAUGCUAGUGUUCGUUCCCUUAGAGCUAGUGUUGAGCUGGUUGUCUGCGUACCAGAGGACAGUGUAGAGGUGGUGGACCGUGGACCAGGAGUUCGUAGAAUAUAUGGACUCAGAGGAUCUCCUGCUCCCUUCAGAACUCUGAGGGAUAUUCUAAGUAAAGAAAAUAUAAAGAAAACUGUAUGUUGUUUUGAUGAAACAUUCACCAGUUCUUAUCUGGAAAUGUUUAAGCAAGAAUUUCAACAGCUAUCUCUCCAAGAGUAUCCUAAAUCUGCUGAUGAGCUGGAUGAACAGUUGAAGGGGUUGAAGGAGGGUAUCAUCAUGUAUACUCAGACAAAUAAUAGGCAGCGUAACAAACUGUUUUCUUUGAUAGACAAGACAACAACAAUGUUUAUCUAUGUAUGGUGUUCUCGCUACGCUGUACACAUACAGUUACAUCAUGAACCAAGGCCUGCAAUCAAACAAACACGGUACAGGCAUUAUUCUCUAGAUUAGAGAGGGUUAAACAGUUUGGCAAUUUUAAACUUAUAAAACCCUUUAAUGGAACUUUGUGCAUUGAAUAAGUCUGAAACUAUUUUGAAUUGUUUUUUAUUCAAAAUGUAUUUAGAAUUGAUUCCAUAUAUAUUUAUAAUGAUUUCACGUGAAAAAAUUAUCCUAUUAAAAUUAAAUGAACUGCUAAAUUAUAUCAAGAUUAUUUGUAAAUACGGAGAAUUAUAAAGAUGGUUGAUUUUCCGGUAUUUUAACAGAGCAGUUUCCCGCAUUUCUGGCUAAAAUCAAAUUGGAAGAGUU
Molecule: messenger RNA, 1912 nt
Organism: Eurytemora carolleeae
Lineage: Eukaryota; Metazoa; Arthropoda; Copepoda; Calanoida; Temoridae
Exons: 2
Coding region: 56-1618 (520 amino acids)
Source: RefSeq, a predicted model, not a curated record